This is a messenger RNA of Paramecium octaurelia, 1011 nucleotides long. Lineage: Eukaryota; Ciliophora; Oligohymenophorea; Peniculida; Parameciidae. The record is from the annotation of a GenBank genome assembly.
AUGAGUUCCUGUUUAGAUGAGAAGAUCACUUGCGAAUUAAUAAACGUAAAAGCACAAGAUAUUCUUAAUAAUUUGGAAUAAAUUGCCCCCAAUUAUGAUUCUACAAUUAUAUUGACAAUUUAAUAAUCAUAUAUUAAAACCUAUUUCUGUAAAAAUGAAGAGAUAAAAUUUCUCUCAAGUUCUAAAGUCACUAAAGAUAAGUACUAUUCUUAAAUUUAAUAUUUAACAACUUCAAAUACAUAUAUAGCAAUACCAUAAUCAUAAAUCCUAAUAUCAACUCUUUAUGGUGUGAAUUCUAGAAAAUUUAUGUAGAAAGUUAAACAUUAAUUUUAUUCAUGUUAGAGUUUAUUAUUGAAUAAAAAAGAAAACAUUCUAUUUUUGACUGAAUUUAAUUAAAUUGAAGUUUUUGAAAAAUAAAUUAUUGGAUGGAAAAGCAUUGACCUACUCCAAACACUAAGUAACAGAGAUAGCAUUUGUUCAUUAUGUUUGAGUCCUGAGGAGGAUUAUUUAGUUACUAGUACAUCUAAUUAUUACAGCGGAUCCCCUGCUAUUGUUGUUUAUAGAAAGAAAGUUGUGGAUAACUAAAAGUAUUGGAUGCUUACAUAAGGAAUAAGCUCAGAUAGUGGAGAAUUAUGGGGAUUUGUAAAUAAUUUUCAAUUUCUAUUUUUGAAUUUUGAUAGUUUAUAAAUUUACACAGAAAAUCAACAGAAUAAAAAAUUUGAAAAUACAAACACUAUUUAAUUUGAAAUUCCUUAUUUUUAAUGCAAAUCUUUUGCUUUUUUGCACCAACAUUAAAUUUUAUUAAUUAUCACUAUUAAUAGUAUUUACGUUAUGAAAUUAUAGGAGGAGAAAAAAUUACUGUUAAAAUAAUAGAUUUAAAUCAACUUAUCAUAAUUGAUAAAAUCAAAUCCAGCAUCAAUGCAAUUCAACUCUAUUCUCACUAAAGAUGGAAAAUAUCUAUUCAUCUGGAAUGGAGUUAAAACACAAGUUAUGAGUUUAACUAAUCUUUGA